GCCACAGGUCGCAGCAGCAGCAAGCAUGGACAUUACCAUCCAGCACCCCUGGUUCAAGCGUGCUCUGGGACCCCUCAUUCCAAGCCGUUUGUUUGACCAGUUUUUUGGAGAGGGUCUCCUUGAGUAUGAUCUCCUGCCUUUGUUCUCUUCCACUAUCAGCCCCUACUACAGGCAGUCCCUCUUCCGCAGCGUGCUGGAGUCGGGCAUUUCAGAGGUGAGGUCUGACCGGGACAAGUUUACAAUCAUGCUGGAUGUAAAACACUUCUCUCCCGAAGACCUGAGUGUGAAGAUUAUCGAUGACUUUGUGGAAAUCCAUGGCAAGCACAGUGAAAGACAGGACGACCACGGCUACAUCUCCCGUGAAUUUCACCGCCGGUACCGUCUGCCUGCCAAUGUGGACCAGGCUGCCAUCACCUGCUCCCUAUCCAAUGACGGCAUGCUGACCUUCUCAGGCCCCAAGGUCCCCUCCAACAUGGACGCCGGCCACAGCGAGCGGCCCAUCCCCGUGUCCCGGGAGGAGAAGCCCACCUCUGCGCCUUCCUCCUAAGCCCGCCUGCUGCUGCAGUAUGUGGGCUGCCACCGUCUGCAGGUCUCAUUCCCAGAGCCAUUGCAUAGAUAUCACUGA
Falco peregrinus (peregrine falcon) is the source of this 625-nucleotide messenger RNA. It is a transcript of the gene CRYAA, whose product is annotated as crystallin alpha A. The transcript has 3 exons. Gene Ontology annotation, biological process: response to heat; lens development in camera-type eye; protein refolding. NCBI's taxonomy places the organism in Eukaryota, Metazoa, Chordata, Aves, Falconiformes, Falconidae. The coding region runs from base 26 to 547 and encodes 173 amino acids. Gene Ontology annotation, molecular function: structural constituent of eye lens; protein folding chaperone. The record is from RefSeq and is a predicted model, not a curated record.